Molecule: messenger RNA, 689 nt
Organism: Neurospora hispaniola
Lineage: Eukaryota; Fungi; Ascomycota; Sordariomycetes; Sordariales; Sordariaceae
Product: putative ribosomal protein P2
Exons: 4
Coding region: 169-501 (110 amino acids)
Biological process (GO): cytoplasmic translational elongation; translation
Cellular component (GO): ribosome; cytosolic large ribosomal subunit
Molecular function (GO): structural constituent of ribosome
Source: RefSeq, a predicted model, not a curated record
CUUCACAGGAACGAAAUUGUAAAAAUAAUCCGUGAUCGGGUCCCGUCCGCGAACUUCUUUCCGAAACAGUGAACUUCCACCCCCAAGAACCUAAGAAGAGUCUUUCUCCGCCACAACUCAGCGGUUAAACCUGAUUGACAUCUCUGGUUCUCCAGCUCAACAGACAAAAUGAAGCACUUGGCCGCUUACCUCCUCCUCACCCUCGGUGGCAACACCGCCCCCUCUGCCGCUGAUGUCAAGGCCGUCCUUGAGUCCGUUGGCAUUGAGGCCGACUCCGAGCGCCUUGACAAGCUCAUCUCUGAGCUCGAGGGCAAGGACCUCAACGAGUUGAUCGCUGAGGGUUCCUCCAAGCUCGCUUCCGUCCCCUCCGGCGGUGCUGCUGCCCCCGCUGCCGGUGGUGCCGCUGCCGCUGCUGGUGGCGCUGCUGAGGAGAAGAAGGAGGAGAAGGUUGAGGAGAAGGAGGAGUCCGACGAGGAUAUGGGCUUCGGUCUCUUCGACUAAGCGUCUCAUACCACUGUCCGGUAACAUGGCAUGGUAUUUUCCGAGAAACCUUGACGGAUUGUACACGCGGUUCGAACGUCACCUGCAUCACAUUCGCCUCGACGGCGGCAGCAGAGCUGGAGUUCUUGGGAUUACAAGGGCACGUCUUUCAUAAGGGCGUCAAACGGCACAUAGGCGGAACAAUACAA